Symbiodinium pilosum is the source of this 1176-nucleotide messenger RNA. The record is from the annotation of a GenBank genome assembly. NCBI's taxonomy places the organism in Eukaryota, Dinophyceae, Suessiales, Symbiodiniaceae.
AUGGCGAGUCGCUUUAACCAUUCCUGCAACGCGAACUGCGAACAGGUCUGGAACAAGGAGCAGUGCGUAAUGGAAGUUCGCUCCUGCACAGACGUUGAGGCAGGACAAGAGCUCUGUGUACGAUAUAUUGACAUCCGUGGAACUCUGAGCUGUCGCCAGUAUUUGCUGAAGAAGAUGUUCAGCUUUGACUGCGUGUGCCAGGUUUGUUCUCGCGGCACUGAUGACGACAGUGACUCCCGGCGGAGCGAGAUGGCCUGUCUCUCAGACGAGCUUGACCACGUAGAGCCAGGAGAGGAAGAGGUUUCAGCUCGCAGUCAGCUGCGACGGGUCAAGAAGCUCUUGGAGCUUUAUGAUCAGGAGGGCUUGCAUGAUCAAAGCAGCCGACUUUUGGCCUUUGAAGCUGCUGCGGCUUUGGAACAGUAUCGAGGCAACAUCACUGGCUCACAUCGAUGGCUUCAGAGGGCACUGCAAUGUUCAGAGCUGAUCAGAGGAAGCGAGCAUCCGGACACUCGUCAGCUACGCGAGAGGGCAGAAGAACUGCAGACUCUUGCAUUGAACCAGGCGGCAGAAAAAGGUGAGUAUUAUGAUGGGGUGUACCAGGUCUUGCCAUACUACAUGGCCUACUACCUGGGUUUCCUGGCCAUGCAGAUACCCUGGACACUAGCAUGGGCAACCCCGCUUUACCUGCUUAUCGGACUACCGCUGGAUCCAUACCGCUUUGGAGUUUUCGUGCUCACAACUUUCCUGGUGCUGCUGUUUGCCUGCGUGGCUGGCUCCGCAGUGGGAGCCAAAUCGCGGGAUGCGGAUGGCAACAGAGCAGUCCUCAUGCCGCUCAUCAUUCCGGCGACGCUGUUCUCAGGAUAUGUUAUCCCUUUUGACCAGAUUCCAAAGAUCUGGCUGCCAUUCUACUACAUGUCCCCGAUUAUGUGGGCCAUGAGCAUUCUGGAGACCAGCCUUUACGAGGGAGUUGUCUUCGAGGACUGCAACCCGAACGCUCCAAUGUGGAGACGGCGCUGCUGGGCAACAGGUGAGGAGUACCUCGAGCACGCCACCUGCGAGACAGCGCAGAAGCUCGGCGUGCCAGGUAUGCUGGCAGUGUGCACUGUGUACCUGCUUGUCGGCCUCCUCCUGAACAUUCGCAUGAUCCACAGGGCAGUUCUGGACGGCAACGUUUGA